Messenger RNA from Phialemonium atrogriseum, 3015 nucleotides. Its product is annotated as GPI ethanolamine phosphate transferase 1. Gene Ontology annotation, molecular function: mannose-ethanolamine phosphotransferase activity. The record is from RefSeq and is a predicted model, not a curated record. The transcript is spliced from 5 exons. Gene Ontology annotation, cellular component: endoplasmic reticulum membrane. The coding region runs from base 1 to 3015 and encodes 1004 amino acids. Lineage: Eukaryota; Fungi; Ascomycota; Sordariomycetes; Cephalothecales; Cephalothecaceae. Gene Ontology annotation, biological process: GPI anchor biosynthetic process.
AUGGCGAUCUCCCCUCGCUUGCGGUUCUUGGCCAUCGCCGUGGUCUUCCACUUGGUGUACCUAUUCUCCAUCUUCGACAUAUACUUUGUCAGCCCCAUCGUGUCCGGGAUGCAGCUCUUCGGAGUAGAGCGGCCGGCAGAGAGCAAGGCCCCGGCAGACCGCCUUGUGCUGUUCGUAGGUGACGGUUUGCGCGCCGACAAAGCCUUCCAGUCACACCCCGAGCCCUACCCAGAGUCGGACGAGGACCUGGUCCCCCGACCCCUGGCGCCCUUCCUCCGAUCGCGAGUGCUGGAGCACGGGACCUUCGGGGUGUCGCACACGCGGGUGCCGACCGAGUCGCGGCCGGGCCACGUGGCGCUGAUCGCGGGCCUCUACGAGGACGUGUCGGCGGUGACGACGGGCUGGAAACUGAACCCGGUCAACUUCGACAGCGUCUUCAACCGCAGCCGCCACACGUGGAGCUGGGGCAGCCCGGACAUCCUGGACAUGUUCGAGCAUGGCUCUGUGCCCGGCCGUGUCGACGCCUACACCUACGACGCAGACUUUGAGGACUUCUCCCAGGACGCCACGGCGCUAGACUUCUGGGUCUUCGAGAGGGUCAAGGGCCUGUUCGAGGAGGCGCGGGGGGACGAGGCACUCGACGCGGCCCUGAGGCAGGACAAGCUCGUCUUCUUCCUGCACCUCCUCGGGCUGGACACUACGGGGCACGCGUAUCGGCCAUACUCGAAAGAAUACCUGUACAACCUGAAGAUCGUGGAUCAGGGCGUGAGGGAGAUCACCGAGAUGAUUGACGAGUUCUACGGGGACGGCAGGACGGCAUACGUCUUCACCGCGGACCACGGGAUGAGCGAUUGGGGCAGCCACGGCGACGGCCAUCCGGACAACACGAGGACGCCCCUGAUCGCGUGGGGAUCGGGGGUCGCGAAGCCGGAGACCUCGCCGGAAGGGAAGGUCGCUCCCGGCCACGACGAAACCUCGUCCGAUUGGAACCUGGACAGCGUUAGGAGACACGACGUCGACCAGGCCGAUGUCGCCGCCCUCAUGGCGUACCUGGCCGGUCUCGAGUUUCCGGCGAACUCGGUCGGUGAGCUACCGCUCUCGUUCCUCGCCGCCGACAUCAAGGAGAAGGCCGAGGGCGCCGUGGUAAACGCCCAGGGGAUCCUGGAGCAGUACCGGGUGAAGGAGGAGAAGAAGCAGGCCUCGCUCCUGAGGUAUCAACCCUACCGUCCGCUGAGCGACAAUGGACUCACCGCCGAGCGGCGCGUCGCCGAUAUCAAGAAGCUCAUUGAAGGCGGCCACUACGAGGAGGCCAUCGAGGAAUCAGCCGCUCUCAUCAAGGUCGGGCUGGAAGGCCUCAGAUACCUCCAGACGUACGAUUGGCUCUUCCUGAGGGCCCUCGUCACCGUUGGGUAUCUGGGAUGGAUUGCUUAUGCGCUUACAACGGUCCUCGACCUCCAUGUCCUCAAUGGCCGGAGGGAGCCGUUGCGGACCACGGCGGGGACGGCCGUGUUUUCCUCGGUCCUGGUUGCUCUUUACGCCUCUUUCAUCAUGUCCAAGUCGCCGGCUAGUUAUUACGCAUAUGCCUUCUUCCCGGUGUUCUUCUGGGAGGAGGUGUAUGCCCGCAGGGGCAGUCUGCUGGAGGGCCGAAAAGAACUAUUCGGCCACGUACAGACCGGCGGGAGUCUUGCGUCACUGAUCUUCAACUCGGCGGUCUACGUGGGUGUAAUUGUGUCCUUGGCUCUGGGGUACAUCCAUCGGGAGGUGCUCACUGUUAUGUUCGUCAUCGGCGCAUUCUGGCCCGCAGCUUAUGGCAUUUCCUUCCUCGAAGGGCGUGUCGCUCUCGUUGCGACUUGGUUUAUUUCUUGCCUGGCAAUGAGCACCUUCACUCUCCUCCCGGCGAUGAAGACUGAGAGCGUGAGCCUCAUACUGCUGGGCGGCGCCUUAAUGGUCGCUGUCGGCGUCAUGUAUCUCCUGUUCGAGGACUUCGUCCUCUCUGACUUCGGAUCAGCGCCGAAGCCAUCCUCCUCGCCCAGAAACCAUACCACAAGAGGGCUUGUUGGGGUACAGAUCGGGCUGACGGUCCUCGCCAUGAUCGUCACACGCUCAAGUGCCCUGUCUCUACAGGCCAAGGCGGGCUUGCCGCCAGGUAACCAGAUAUUGGGAUGGCUUGUGCUCGUGGUCUCUCUCCUCAUGCCUCUGGCGUAUCGCGUACAACAAAACAACCACUACCUGCAUAGGUUAUUGGUCAUCUUCCUCACUUGCGCGCCCACGUUCGUGAUCCUCACCAUCUCCUACGAAGGGCUUUUCUACCUGACCUUCUCAACCACACUGGUCUGCUGGGUCAGGCUCGAGCACGAGAUCUUCGUGCUCUCAUCUAGCAAGAGCGCCGCCACAAAGCCGGCGGCCAACGGAUCCGCCGCCAAGACGACGGCUACCGAGACAGAGACAGAGACAGAGUCAGAGACGGAUGCAGACGUAAAAACAUCCCCGCCACCAGCAUUCCGACCACUCACACUACCCGACGCGCGGGUCGCGCUCUUCUUCUUCGUGCUGCUCCAGGCGGCAUUCUUCAGCACGGGCAACGUAGCGUCAGUAUCGUCGUUCAGCCUGGAGAGCGUGUACCGGCUGAUACCCGUGUUCGACCCCUUCUCGCAGGCGGCGAUGCUGGUGCUCAAGCUGAUGAUCCCCUUCGCCGUCGUGUCGGCCAACCUCGGGGUGCUCAACCGGCGGCUCGGCGUCGCGCCGUCGGCCCUCUUCAUGCUCGUCAUGGCCGUCGGCGACGUCCUCACCCUCUACUUCUUCUGGGUCGUCCGCGACGAGGGGUCGUGGCUCGAGAUCGGCUCAACCAUCAGCCACUUUGUCAUUGCGAGCCUGCUCUGCGUCUUCGUCGCCGCCCUCGAGGGCGUCAGCGGGCUGUUCGUCGCGGGCGUCGAGGUCGCGGCGGUCGGGGGGGAGGAGAAGGAAAAUGGAAGGCCGACGAACGGCGUGGCGGCUGGUAGAACAGCUGGCGAUUAG